AUCCAAAUCCGCGCACGCGCAAACGGUCGACGUGAUGACGCGAUUGGGCGACAGGCGAUUACAAUGACUGGAUUUCUCUUUCGUUGUCAUUUGUCGUCUUCGGAAGGUCGUAAGACUGGCAGGAAAACUUGGCAGUGCGAUGAUGAAGCGGUAAAACAAGUCGCGCGGGGAAAAUGUCGAGCCCGGAGUACGGGGAGCUCGGGGGCAGCCUGCCCGCCAUCGCCUCGCUGAACGCGUCGUACUCCACCUCGCUGUCGCUGCCGUCCCCGUACCUGCUGCUGCCGCCGCCCGGCGAGCGCAAGCUCAUCUCGGACGCGCGCCGUACAUUCUGCCUUUUCGUCACCUUCGACCUGCUCUUCAUCUCGCUGCUGUGGAUCAUCGAGCUCAACAUCUCCAGCACCAUCUGGGACCGCUUGGAAAAGGAAGUCAUCCGCUACAACUUUAGGUCUUCCUUCUUUGACAUCUUUCUCCUGGCGCUGUUCCGCUUCCUGUGCCUGCAGGUGGGUUACGCCGCCUUCCGGCUGAGGCACUGGUGGGUGAUCGCGGUCACCACCCUCGUGACGAGUGUCUUCCUCGUCGUGAAGGUCAUCGUUUCUAACCUUCUUUCCCAGAAUGCAUUUGGCUAUGUGCUGCCUAUCACCUCCUUUGUGGUGGCCUGGCUGGAGACCUGGUUCUUGGACUUCAAGGUGCUCACACAGGAGGCGGACGACGAGCGAGCUUACCUGGCAGCGGUUAACGCCGCUUGUGAGCGCGCCCCCAUCAUGUACCCUCGUGCCAUGUCUGAUGGACAAUUCUAUUCUCCACCCGAAUCGGUUGCAGGCUCUGAGGAAGAUCUCGACGAGGAGGGUCUCGGCCGGCGCGCCGUCACCGCUCAGGAGAAGGAGUUUGUGCGACAAGGACGUGAGGCCAUGACCAUCUUGGAGCAGAUCCUCGCCCAGGAGGAGAACUGGAAGUUUGAGAAAAACAACGACAUGGGUGACUCCGUCCACACCCUGGAGAUUCCAUUCCACGGCAAGACGUUCAUCCUCAAGGCCUUCAUGCAGUGUCCUGCUGAGCUGGUGUACCAGGAAGUCAUUUUGCAGCCCGAGAAGAUGGUCCUGUGGAACAGAACCGUGUCUGCCUGCCAGAUCCUGCAGCGGGUUGACGACAACACGCUGGUGACGUAUGACGUCUCGGCCGGGGCGGCCGGAGGAGUGGUGUCCGCCCGGGACUUUGUAAAUGUCCGGCGGGUGGAACGUAAACGUGACUGCUACCUGUCUGCCGGUAUAGCCACCGAUCACGACGCCAAGGCGCCCAGUGGACGUUACGUCAGGGGAGAGAAUGGUCCUGGCGGAUUUGUGGUGCUCAAAUCCAGCAGCAACCCGUCCGUCUGCACGUUCAUCUGGAUCCUCAACACGGACCUGAAGGGUCGAUUACCACGUUACCUUAUCCACCAGAGUCUGGCUGCCACCAUGUUUGAGUUCAUGUCCCACCUUCGCCAGCGCGUUGCCGAACUGGGGCCCGCCAUGCGCUGCCACCGCCAACACCACGCGUGCUAGGACCAUGACCACGACAAAGACGGGAAGGAGGCGUCCCUGCGACUCGGGCAGACGUGACACACGUGAGCACGCGUUGGCCACACUUUGGCAAACAAUGCGGCCAUUAAGACAGAACUUUUUUCUGAGCCUUCUUCUGCUUUCUUUGGUCUGUUCUUUCACUUCGUCUGGUGCGUUCUCGCUAAACACUUACUCUACUUGACCACAAGAGGGAGACAGCACCAGCCGAAGCUGAUCUCCUUGCCUUUGGAUGCCAAAAAAAUAAAUUUAAAUAAAAGGCUGCUAAAUUGGGUUGCAAAGUUGUGGAAAGUUUCCAGUAAAUUUCCAUGGUUAUUUAAGAUGGGGGGUGUAAAUAAUCGCAAUUGGAAACUUUCCAAAGGAUUUAACUGGGAAAUGAGGGUAAUUUAAUGGAAAUGUAAAAUAUUCUAGCAUAAUAUAAUAAUUUUGUAUUGUCAUAAGCAGACAUCCAUGCAAAAUAAAUAGCUCUCCUUGACCACAUGCAAAGGGGAUUACAGUACCUUAAUUCCUCUAUUCAUUUAUUUUAUUUUAUUAUUAUUUUUUUUUUUUUACUUCACUCAAGCAGCAGUGUAUCUGAAGCUUGCUCGUGCCUCCACUUUGGCCUCGCAACACAAAGCAAAAAAUCUACCAGACGACGACUCCUAACUGGAAAAACUUGUCCGUUGGGGCUCCUGUAAAUCUAGAUACCACUGUACUUGCAUGAAAUCUAGUUGUUUUAGUCUGGAUUAUGCUAAAAUAUAUUUCCCCCACCUAUAUUUAAAUUCCCUAUUUAGAGCCAACCUUCAAUUUGGUAAAUUGAUGGUUUAUUCCCCUUCAUUCACAUUAAUUCCCAUACAAUCCUGUUAAUUCCCAGGAAAAGUUUACAACUUGGAAAAUUCCCAGAACUUUGCAACUCUAGUACCAAUCGCCAUUUGUAGUUCAAUAACAGGACAUAGCUACAAUAUCCAAGAGCCUGAGUUCACAUCAAUAAUUCAUCUGAAGCUAUUUGAUUGUUCUAUAAAAAAAAAAAAUAGAAAAUGUAAGCCACGCUCCACCUUCUUUAACAUCCCCGCAGGCAUAGUGGACCUCCUAUACACACUCUUCAAAAAAGUCGGUUUGUGUAGUUAUGCAAAUAUUUGAAUUUAAAUACAAAAAUAAUAUAAAUUAAAGCUAGGAGCUGUGAGGAAUGGGCCAUCAGUAAAGCCCCCCCCCCGGAUUGUCAUCAACACCCAGUACCCCAGGAAUGGGCACCCAAGUUUGGGGAAAAAAAACCUAUAAAUGUAUAUGCUUUUCAUUCGGGGGCAUUUCAGUCCUCUGUGGUCCAUACUAAAUUAAUGAAAAAUAUCAUGCAGCGAUGGAACAAAUGUUAAUUAUUACAUAUUACGAGCAUUUGUGAGGAUGGCCAGGGCUAGUUUAGCACAAGUAUAAACACUUAACAAUCAGUCUUUUAAGAUGUUAGUUUUGUGGAAAACCACAGAAACAUUGUUUUGGGAGGUUUUUUUUUUUCUGAUAAAAGCAGCAUAUCAUGAUAACAUGUGAUGAUCCUGGCCAAAGGGAACUGAUUGUUCCACGCUCACAUUCACCAGCAGCAUGUGAGUGUGGAAAAUGUCAAAAAUUGUGUAAUGAUCCGUGGCAGCAUUUUCAGUGCCUUCAAUGCAAUCUUUGCUUUGUGUCUUAAUGAACACGCACUGUUUUAACACUGUCUCUCACACACAUACAUUAUUAUACUGUACUUGUGUUUACACAAACGUAUUCAUUUGAAGUCGUCACGACAAACUGACCAACUGUUUAUUUUUUUAGCGAGUGUCUAAUAAAUUGAUGAUUUCAUGUUACAAAGCCCUUA
Messenger RNA from Phyllopteryx taeniolatus (common seadragon), 3375 nucleotides. RefSeq names its product StAR related lipid transfer domain containing 3 (gene stard3). The coding region runs from base 174 to 1538 and encodes 454 amino acids. The transcript is spliced from 15 exons. Gene Ontology annotation, molecular function: cholesterol binding; cholesterol transfer activity. NCBI's taxonomy places the organism in Eukaryota, Metazoa, Chordata, Actinopteri, Syngnathiformes, Syngnathidae. The record is from RefSeq and is a predicted model, not a curated record. Gene Ontology annotation, cellular component: late endosome.